Molecule: messenger RNA, 2092 nt
Organism: Sinocyclocheilus grahami
Lineage: Eukaryota; Metazoa; Chordata; Actinopteri; Cypriniformes; Cyprinidae
Product: ETS translocation variant 5-like
Exons: 12
Coding region: 269-1894 (541 amino acids)
Biological process (GO): cell differentiation; regulation of transcription by RNA polymerase II
Cellular component (GO): nucleus
Molecular function (GO): DNA-binding transcription factor activity, RNA polymerase II-specific; sequence-specific DNA binding
Source: RefSeq, a predicted model, not a curated record
GCGUGAGCUGCAAUGUUAAGCCGAUGCUCUCGGAAAAGCAGGCGAUCCCAUUAAGAAAAUUUCAGUCGCGUCAGGCUGAGAAAGAGCGCGAUACCCAUUACACAUCGCUAACACAGACUGUUUUUCACUUGGAUUUACCAAAUCACUCUUUUUUAUAUACAAGCAGAGGAUUUAAUCACCGCUGGGUGACGAUAACACCCCCCUUUCUCCCAGUUUAUUCCCGUUUUCCCUCCUGCUGCAUCUCACUCCGCAGUGAGAAGCAAGUGACAUGGACGGGUUUUACGACCAGCAGGUCCCUUUUGUGGUGCCCCCCAGUGUAAGUCUCUGCUUCAACUCGUCAUGCCUCAAUUUCUUCACUUUUAAGUCUCACAUGCCGGAACCAUCUUGCAGGCCAUUCAAUGACCGAAAAAGGAAGUUUGUUGACACUGAGUUGGCACAGGAUACAGAGGAGCUCUUUCAAGAUCUGAGCCAGCUACAAGAGAUUUGGAUAGCAGAAGCCCAGGUACCUGAUGACGAACAGUUUGUUCCAGAUUUCCAGUCGGAUAACUUGAUGUUCCAUGGACCCCCUCAAACAAAAGUAAAGCGGGAACUGAGCCCAAGCAGAGAGUUUUCCCCGUGUGGACAAGAGCAUAGACUGUCUCCAUAUGGAGAAAAGUGCCUAUAUAACUACAGUGCCUUCGACAGGAAGCCAUUUACUUUUAACAAGCCACUCACUCCUCCUUCUACACCGGCAUCACCCUUUGGCUCCUCCACCAGCACAGCAACACACCCUGUGCAAAAAAGAGUGAUGCCACCAGCCCAGACUCCGACACAAGGCCCGCCACUAUUACCUGGUCCCAACCACAGCUCCACACCUCCACAUCAGAGAGCACAGACUCCACUCCACAGUCAGAACCCACCUUUUGCUGUGCCCUGCCCACCUGUCAAUCACCCAGAUGCCUCCUACAACACAGACCACAGGUUCCAUCGUCAGCUUUCUGAGCCCUGUCUGCCAUUCCCGCAGUCCGAUGGCCGCUGUCAGACACCUUAUCCCCCCCAGGCCCGUGGCCAUUUUCCCCGACACGGCCGCCCCCCUUAUCAGCGCCACAUGUCAGAGCCGUUAGUGCCAAUACCUCCCCAGGGAUUCAAAAAGGAAAUGGUGGAUCCCUGUUACAAUGAGCAGGGUUUGCAAAACAUGGGACCUCCUCGUGCACCGUUGUUCCACCAAAUGUCAAUCAAACAGGAGCCCAGAGACUUCAGCUAUGACUCAGAAGUGCAGAACUGCCAGUCAUCAUUUGGCAAAUCAGCAAACUUCUAUGGCGCCAGCGAGGGUUUUGGGUAUGACGGAGAAUCCCAUCUGUAUUAUGAUGAUACAUGUGUAGUGCCAGACCGCCUGGAGGGAAAGCUGAAGCAGGAGGGUGGAGUUUUCCGGGAGGGUCCUCCGUAUCAACGAAGGGGGUCUCUGCAACUCUGGCAGUUCCUGGUCACUCUGCUGGAAGACCCAUCCAACAGCCACUUCAUCGCUUGGACUGGCCGUGGGCUGGAGUUUAAACUCAUUGAACCAGAGGAGGUUGCUCGCCGUUGGGGCAUCCAGAAGAACAGGCCUGCGAUGAAUUAUGACAAACUGAGCCGCUCCCUGCGCUACUACUAUGAGAAGGGCAUCAUGCAGAAGGUAAAGGUUGCUGGAGAGCGGUACGUGUAUAAGUUUGUGUGUGAUCCCGAUGCGCUCUUCUCCAUGGCAUUCACUGAUAACCAGAGGCCCAGUCUGAAAGCAGACCCUGAUGGGCUGCAGGUUCCAGAGGACGACACUGUUCCGCUCUCACAUUUUGAUGAGAAUAACAGUGUCCCGUAUCCAGGCUAUGCCAGGGACCAGUGCUUAGCGGGGCCGUCCUUUCCUGAAAAUUACACUUUCUGAACUGUUUCACCACUGAUGGGCAGACCAGAAGAACUCUAAAAAUGUAUCCUCACACUCCAAAUGCAGCUUGUGUCAAAUUGUAAUCGCUCCAAUGAGGAACCUGUAGCGCCUGCUGACAAGUCUCUAGACUUUCUUGCCACACUUUUAUUGUUUGUUACUACACAGGUUCCAAGAUGGAAUUUUUUUUUUAAUUACAAA